UACUCACAAAUCCCAUGCACCCCUCCUAAACCCGAUCAUGUGUUUUCGCUUUACACUUCCUGUACAUCGAUUCGCGCAUCGACGUUCCUCGACUAAUCGCUGAUGGACUACGGGCACAUCCAGGGUAGACCCUUAGCUCCACGUCCUCUCGGCCCGCCCCCACUACUCGAACCUCCACCAGACGAGAAUAAGAAGAGGAAGCGCGCAGCCAUUGCUUGCAAGCCAUGUCGUGAACGAAAAUCGGCGUGCAAUAGCGUCCGCCCUGUGUGUGCUGCCUGCGAAGCCCGCCAGACAGAAUGCUACUACCUCACCAAGGACGAAUCCGAGACGAGGCUGCAAGCCCUCAGACGCGAAAACAAGACGCUCAACGAGCUGAUCGACCAUCUUCGUACCAUGCCGGAUGACGAGGCCCAUGCUGUCCUGCAGUUGCUGAGGAACUCGGCGAACCCGCAGUCUAUCUUGAAGAACAUCCGAGACGGGAACCUCUCGAUGGUGCAGCCCUCGCAAAGGGAGACUGCGCUCGCCGCUUUGCCUCUCGUUCACUCGGAAACGGAGUUUAAGCUCAUGGUCGACCAUUCAAUGGCUUAUCCUGCCCUAGAUCUGACGCGAAGCGCGAUUCUAGCAAAAACCACUCUCCUAGAAUCCACGAGGAUGUUGGCACACGACCUCCCUCCCGAGCAAGCGGCGUCCGGCAUCUUUGCUGCGUCCUCUGCAGGCCCAUCCGAAUUGGGUGAUAAUCCGGAAGACCUUCUCCGUGCUCAGGCUGAGCCGAAUAUCGAGACCGAUGGAGAAUUUCCGCAAAGCAUAGACCCGCUCUUAGACGAUUUGAGGAUAAAAUACUGGACCACAGUCGAGGUGACUGAUGACUUCGCCGCGAGCGCAAUCUCCAUGUACUUGGAGAACGAUCAUCCUACGUUAGGCUUGUUCGAUGCUCGGCUGUUUGUGAAAGAUCUGAUCGAGCGUAAGCACGAAUGCUGUUCUUCAUUUCUUGUCACCUCUCUGCUAGCAUUUGCGUCUCAAGCGUACUCAUCGAAGGAACCCGAUGCGGCCUCCAAAAGCUUCGAAUUUGAGAAAGAGGCAGAAAUGCUUUGGCGUGCAGAAAAGCAGGACUCCAUACUGACGAUUGCCGGUCUUUCGCUCCUGUUCUUGUCUCAUGGCGGUCAUGGCUCGGGUAGAGAAUUUGAAAUACUGCACGAAGCUUCCAAUAUGGCUAAGCGCCUGAAUCUGUUUGGCGUGAAGAACGUACUCGAUGAUGCGCAAAUCUCGUUGCUAUCUCCUGUGGCUCAGCGGGCACUGGCGCAUACUACCUGGGGGGUGUUCAAUCUACACAUCUUACAAGCGCAGUUCUACCUCACUCUGUCAACGCAAUACGAGCCAAGGGUUUCGAUACCGAAGCCACCUGACGACAAUGACUUGGAGGACUUCGCGAGCCUCAAGAUCCUUCGCAGCCACGAUGCAGGGCUUGUGUUUUACCAGUUGUGUAAGUUGUCGGUUCACGCUUCCGGGAUAUUUUUGGUUGUGCGAGAUACAACUGGCUCCAAAACACCGCCGCCACUAGCCUUUGCCAUGCAGCAGUACAAUCGACUGCUUGAAUUUGUAGAUAGCUUGCCAAAUGGCAUGCGGAGAAGUGCAGGCGCGGACUACGCUCCAGUGCUUGACUUCCACAUAGUCCUCCACACCCUCAUCACGGACCUUUUCCGGCCCUUCAUCACUCGCGAGAGAGAUGACGGCUUCCGCGAAUUCUACCAGAAGCAAAGCUCGCCUGAAGCCAUCUUCGCUUCGUCUGUGCACCAACUCAAGGGCAUAAUUGUCGAAUACACUUCCCAACACCCCUCCGCUGCCCACCAUCUUUACUGGCAGACGGCUCUCCUAUACGUCUUCAACACCAUUGUGAAAGACCAGUCAGACCCACAGUGGCGCUUCUAUUUCUGGCUAUGCAUGCACUGCUACUCCAAGCUCUUCAUCUGUUACGCCGCCGUCGAAGAUUAUGUGCAGUCGCUCCUCGCCAUCGCCGUCCGCUACGGCGCCAUCUCCCGCAAAGACGCAACGCGGGUGAUGCAAGAAGGGUUCUACAAAGACGGCAAGGCGAAGCGGGUGCGGUCGCGGCGGGAAGGACAGCUGCAGGCGCAGCGAAGCACGUACAAGCUCGACUUGGAUCUUGCGGUGCGGGACCGGGAUGCGGCAGACGUCAGCGCGCUGAUUGCGCGGUUCGAGGACAUGGAUAUGUUUGAGGAGUUCACUCGCAUCGAUGAGUCGGAGGAGAGCGAGGGCGCGAAUGAUUUUCAAAAAUGAAGCGUGGGCAGCCACGCCCAGUUGCUACGUGAGGCAGGGCAAGGCGAACUGAUGUCAUACGCCUUAGUCAGCGGAUCGAAUCAGAGGAAUCUCGAUCUGCGUGCCCAUCGCAGUCUGCAUCCCGCGCCCACAGCUCUAUGCGGUAUCAUUGUCGGUACAGAUCGCGAUCGAGACGAUCGUAGAAACUGGCACAUUUGGCUGGAUAUUUUGCAUUUUUGGAUAUAUACGUUAGGCAGGCGGCAUGCGCGGCGCCGGCCCGUAACUACACCAUCUCAACGCCCUCUCGUCGCGCAUCGACGGUGGUUCUGGGCCGAUCCAUCAGCUAUCUAUGUAUGAAUUUGGUGAGCCAGCGGGACGAAGUUCUGCGAGCUAGGAUUUGUCUCUAGAAUUGUCCUGCGA
Messenger RNA from Paraphaeosphaeria sporulosa, 2691 nucleotides. RefSeq lists its product as uncharacterized. The record is from RefSeq and is a predicted model, not a curated record. NCBI's taxonomy places the organism in Eukaryota, Fungi, Ascomycota, Dothideomycetes, Pleosporales, Didymosphaeriaceae. Gene Ontology annotation, molecular function: zinc ion binding; DNA-binding transcription factor activity, RNA polymerase II-specific. Gene Ontology annotation, biological process: regulation of DNA-templated transcription. Bases 103 to 2292 code for a protein of 729 amino acids. The transcript is spliced from 6 exons.